Messenger RNA from Babesia bovis T2Bo, 1092 nucleotides. RefSeq lists its product as uncharacterized. The record is from RefSeq and is a predicted model, not a curated record. The transcript has a single exon. Lineage: Eukaryota; Apicomplexa; Aconoidasida; Piroplasmida; Babesiidae. Bases 14 to 1048 code for a protein of 344 amino acids.
GUUAAUAGAUAAAAUGACGUUAUGGGUGGUUAUGAUACUAGGUUGUUUACUAGAACUUGAAGCGGUCAAAUAUGGUUUUUCUGGGUUUACAUUAGGCUAUAUCCAUAGCAAAGGCAAUCGGGCCGUUAUAUCAGACCAUGCGACGUCGGGAUAUAGUGCUCCGUCUAGCAAACGUAUUACAAGGUGUAUGAUAGAUCCAUUAGAAGGUGUCCCCGGGAUAGGAGAUGACCCAGGAUAUGAAAUAUCGUCGUAUGAAGAUGAUACCCACGUGGAAAUCACACCAGAGGAUCUUGAAGAAGUGGAAACCAUAUUGAACGAUGUCAAAAGGGGACGUUAUGGACAAAAGUGGAAACAAGAAUUGAAUACAAUACAAAGACAUUAUGAAAAAAGAGUAGAAGCACUAAAUAAAAUACCGGGUAUGUCAGAUGAUGCACCUAAACCCAAAGUAAAAGAUCUAUUGAACCAACAUGAUGAAGCAUUAGAUAAAGAAUUAAAACAGAUAUUCGAUAUAUCCAACUUUAGGCACCCAACCGAAGAAGAAAUAUCACAAAGUAUUAAGCAAAAGGAACGUGAAGAACGCAGUAAUGACUAUACGGAAUCACCUGACCCUGAUGAAAUAUAUUUCAGAGACCUGUCAGACAAAAAAUCUGGUAUAAAGGGAAUUGAGAAUGUAGUAAACACAUUCUAUAGAGAUAAAGGGCUGCUUAAUGAACCUAUCGUAAGAACCACAGUAAGCAAGUUUGAUAUACACUGGAAACAAAAUCAACAAAAUUUCGAUCUGUGGUUCACAUGUGUCAACAAAAAUGAUACAGACAAGGAUUAUAAUAUCACCUUUAUGCCCAAGGAAGUCACCAUCACUUACAAGGGUGAACCUGUUGUAAUGGAAAUGGAAGGCAAACUAGAUGUUGAUGGGUGUUUCUGGUCAAUGCAUGAAUUGCCUGAAGAAGGCAAAAUCGUAAACGUGGUACUGCGUAAACGCAGCCCUGAAUACUCGGGGACGUGGAAACAUCUCUUCCGCGCCACACCUAACACACCGACUCAAAAUUAACCUAAUUACCAUAAAAACAAAUUAACAUUAAUUCAAUAUUAAUU